UGGAUGCCUGCUGCGGUCACACAAGCCUAUUUGUGGAAAGGAAUUGCUCUCUGUAGACGCGCCUUCGCGUCAGCAGACAUCUUAAUCUCUCCAAUUCAGAAAAUAUAAUAUUCGGCGAAGUUAUCACUGCGUACAUUGACAGUUUGUUACUAAAUGUACGGGUUAACCCGUGACAACGGAUGUUACGUUGUGUUGUGCUGAUUGUAAAGUCUGGUUUUGGCCUGUACAAAGAAUAUAAGGUUAAGACAUGCUGGAGGCAGAGGGCUUGGCCGCGGGCGCUGACGUUUUGUGUUUAGGUCGAGCCGAGCAGCUAGCUGUCUAGACCUUCAAACUGAGGACCAGAACAGGUAACUGUCGCCGCGGCCUGGGUGCCAUGGUCCUCCGUUACACAUGAGCUCUACUAUGUGGUACAUCAUGCAGAGCAUUCAAAGUAAAUACUCCUUGUCCGAGCGGCUCAUCCGUACCAUCGCAGCCAUUCGCUCAUUCCCACACGACAAUGUGGAGGAUCUCAUUCGUAAGGGAGCUGAUGUGAACCGGAUGCAUGGCACACUUAAGCCCCUCCACUGUGCCUGUAUGGUCGCUGAUGCUGACUGUGUAGAGCUGCUGCUGGAGAAGGGUGCAGAGGUGAAUGCUCUGGAUGGAUAUAACCGAACCGCUCUGCACUAUGCAGCAGAGAAGGACGAGAGCUGCGUGGAGCUGCUGUUGGAGUACGGAGCCCACCCAAACGCCCUAGAUGGCAACAAGGACACCCCGCUUCACUGGGCCGCCUUUAAAGAUAACCCAGAGUGUGUGAGGGCCCUGCUAGAGAGCGGGGCCUGUCCCAAUGCGAGGGACUACAACAGUGACACGCCUUUGAGCUGGGCGGCAAUGAAGGGCAACCUGGAGAGUGUCAAAGUGCUAUUAGACUACGGAGCCCAGGUCCAUGUGACCAACCUGAAGGGCCAGACCCCCAUCUCCCGACUGGUUGCCCUGUUGGCCCGGGGGCUGGGUACUGAACAAGAGGAGGAGUGCUUGGACCUGCUGUGCCGGGCAGCGGGGCGGUUUGAGAUCCGACGGGCUGAUGGCACCCUCCCUAGGGAGCUGAGUAAGGAUCCCCAGCUGCUGGCGAGGCUGACCAACAUGGUGGCUCAGGCUCCCACGCUUCGCUCCCUGGCCCGCUGUGCUGUCCGUCAAAGUCUUGGAGUCCAGUUCCUUCCCACCGCUGUAAAGGAGCUUCCUUUACCUGAGACUAUCAAAGACUAUUUACUGCUGAGAGACUGAGGGGAUUAAACCAAUGGUUGAGCUCUCAGACCACGCUAGCUAAUAAUUUGAGCUUGUUAUACGUCAUUUAUUGGCAAGGAAAUGUCGCUAUGAAAUUAUGGUAUAUUUUCUAACAGCGCCUCAUUUACCUAUCCGGAAAAUGGGUACAGAUUUAUGCCCGUAAGAGAUUUGGCCUUUCCAAAUCUUUUUUUUUUUUUUUCUUAAAUGUAGGGGUUGAACAACGUCAGACUGAGUGGUGCUGAUUGGUAAGCCUGAUCGGUUCCAGUUGUAUGAAGAACACUGCACAAGACAGUGUUCAUUUUUUAAUCAAAAACUGCUUUAGUACGCACAUUUGGGAAGCUCGCCUGUUUCAGUCUUUUCACAGGUCAGUCAGGACAGAAAGAAACUAACAUCGGGGUUGUUGUUGUUUUAAGUGGCUUAUUUUAUUUGGCUAAAUGUACAUUUAAGUGUUUUGUAUGUUACAUUUUAAUGCUUAAAUGUAAUGUUAUUAUGGUUUUGUCACAGCAUGAGGAAAGUCUUAAAUGUAGAGUUUGGUGAUAUGAGUCUAUCCUCAUGGAACAAUUAGAUUUAAGUGUAUAACCAAUUUGCUUAAUGGCAACUAAUGUCUAAUGAUACAGGCUUUUCAAUAAUUCUGUCAGAGAAUGAAUAGAAGUAUAGCUCAGGAUCGAAUGUUGUGUCACUUUGGCAUUACCAAGGAGAAAAGAAAAAACAAAGAUUGUGCCAAAUGGGAACAGUUUAAUUUGGUAUCUUUUAUUUAGGAGCAACAAUGUUUAAUAUUUGUCAUUGGUCUCAUGACAUUUACCAGGCAGACUAAUCUUACCUUCAUCUAGCCCUCUGAACAUUUUCCUGAUGAUAAAUGUCAACAGGACUACUGAUACAUGUGAUUUGCUAUUUAAUUUUAUUUAAGGUCAUCCUUGCCAAGGAGAAAUAAGUGUUCUUAUUUCUCUCCCAACAGAUUUUUUCAGUCUAUAGUGAAGUUUGGGUUUUCUAAGGUGCUUCCAGUUCUAAAAUUGACUGCAUAUGAUUAAACAAUACUUUUAAGUAGAAAUUAAAUGUAAAAACAUGGCAUGGCAAGUUUUUCUCUUGAAAGAUUUGCAAGAUACGCUUGCAAAAUGCGUUUUAUGUUUUCCAUGCCAUUAGUCUGAAGGCUGACCAUUU
Messenger RNA from Pungitius pungitius (ninespine stickleback), 2418 nucleotides. RefSeq names its product ankyrin repeat and SOCS box containing 8 (gene asb8). Gene Ontology annotation, molecular function: protein binding. Lineage: Eukaryota; Metazoa; Chordata; Actinopteri; Perciformes; Gasterosteidae. Bases 391 to 1260 code for a protein of 289 amino acids. The transcript is spliced from 4 exons. Gene Ontology annotation, biological process: intracellular signal transduction. The record is from RefSeq and is a predicted model, not a curated record.